CCUCCCCAAAAUGGAUCGAAGCAUCCACUAAUUUCAUUUCCCGGUCCCUUACCCCGCACUGUUGCGCUAGCCAGUACUAACUUGGGAGCGCUAUGGACAAACGACAGAGGAAAAAAGCAGAGGGGACGUCGGUCUCUGAUUGGUAAAGCAGGGGUCCUUCUCGUGAUCACUAAUUUGGCAAAUCCCCAAAGGAAUAUAUUCCUCCCUGCUUCUCCUGCACUAAAUUGGGUUCCCUCCGUCAUAACAGAUGCCGUACGGCAACAUGGCCUCCUCCUUUUCCCUCAGGGACUUCCGAGUCUCCCGGCCUCAGAGAGGCCCUUCCAUCCGAAGUAUUCGGUCGGAUUGGGCCAAUGCAAUCACCGGGCGACUCGCCGUCCGCCUCCCGUAGAAGGGCCGAGCAGCAGGAUUCCUGAAAUCCCCAACACCCCCACCAGGGGCUUCGCUCCCCCCAUGGCUGUCGCUAACAGCAUUAUCGUGCUGGAUGAUGAUGAGGAGGAUGAAGCAGCUGCCCAGCCAGGGCCUUCCUCUCCAGCUCCAAAUCGGGUCCAACCCCUGGCAGCAGCCUCUGAUUCCCUUCAGUCCAGUGGGGAAGGCAGCAGCAGUAGUGGGGGCAGCAAGAAAUGCUACCAGCUGGAGAACGAGAAGCUGUUUGAAGAGUUUCUUGAUCUAUGUAAGAAGCAAACUGGAGAACACCCUGAGGUCGUCCCAUUCCUCUGUAAUCGAAGACAACGUGCUCGCCCGACGUUCCUGGCCUCAGCUGAGCUCCGAAAUGUGCUCUCUAGAGUCCUUUCCCGUGCCCAAACUCGGCCUACCAAGCUUUACGUCUACAUUAAUGAGCUUUGUACACUCCUUAAAGCCCAUUCAAUCAAGAGGAAGGUGCCCCUGACCCCUGCUUCCACAUCCAGUGACCCCCCUGGGGAUGCUCCCCCUGCUAAUCCUUCCUCUAACCCUGCCCCUACUGAAGAAACUGCUCCUGGUUCCUCACGACCCAGAGGUUCAAGGAGACAGAUCCAGCGCUUAGAGCAACUGCUGGCAUUGUAUGUGGGAGAGAUAAAACGACUACAGGAAAAGGAGCUGGAUCUAUCUGAGUUAGAUGACCCGGACUCCGCAUAUUUGCAAGAAGGGCGGCUGAAACGUAAGCUACUAGGACUCUUUGGGCGUCUAUGUGAGUUAAAAGCAUGUAGCUCACUGACAGGCCGUGUGACUGAGCAAAGGAUACCCUACCGGGGCACUCGAUACCCAGAGGUCAAUCGCCGUGUAGAGCGUCUCAUCAAUAGACCUGGCCCAGACACUUUUCCUGACUAUGGGGAUGUCCUUCGGGCUGUGGAAAAGGCAGCCACCAGACAUGGCCUCUGCCUCCCAAGGCGACAGCUUCAGCUCCUUGCUCAGGAUGCCUUUCGAGAUGUUGGCACCAAGUUACAGGAGCGGCGUCAUCUUGAUCUUGUCUACAACUUUGGCUGUCACCUGACAGAUGACUAUAGGCCAGGCAUUGACCCUGCAUUAUCAGAUCCUGUCCUGGCCCGUAGGCUUCGGGAGAAUAGAAGCUUGGCGCUCAGUAGGCUGGAUGAAGUGAUCUCCAAAUAUGCAAUGAUGCAAGAUGAGAGUGAGGAGGGUGAGAGACAAAGAAGAAGAGCCCGGCUUUCCCAAGGAAAUUCUCCUCACAAUGAAGACCUUCCAACAGCAUCCACAGACUUGGGAGAGGGCCCUAGUGGGAAAAAGUCCACAUCCUGCCCCACUGUCUCCAAAAUUGAUACAGAUGAGGAUGAGGAUGAAGAGGAGGAGGAGGAGGAAGAGGAAGAAGAUGAUGAAGAUGAAGAUGAGGAACUCACAGAUUCAGAGGAAGAAAUGGAAGAGAGGCAGGAGGGCCUAAGGGAGGAAGAUGAGCCAGGUAAGAAUUAUGUAGCUUCUCGGUCUCCAUUUCAAAGGACUACUGAGCAAGAGCUGGAGCCUGAGCGGGGAAGCAGUAGUAGCAGCUCUUCAGUGGAAGAAGAUGAAGCAGGAAUGUCAGGGUCAUACUCCCUACCUCAAAGGAAAAAACCUGUUCCCAGUUGCCUUGAAAAUGAAGACAAUGGGGAACAGCUCCUAUCAGAAGAGUUGUCCCAGGAUGUUGAAAGCCCAGCCUCCCAACUAUUUGAAUUGAUGAUUGAAGCCUUACCCUUGGACACAGUCCCCUCUCCUGAGGACAGGGAUCUCCCUUCUCCCAAGAAGUGCCCAGUACUUCCCCUCCCCAACAGCCUCCUGGAGAAUGGGGCAGCCACUGUUACCUCUACUUCCUUCAAUGGUGGAGUGUCUCCUAACACCUUGAGGGUUCCUAGUCCCCCUCUCAAGAAGUCUCGGAAGGAAGACAUGGCAGAAACAGAACUAAUUGGGUGCAGCUGCAUUGAGGUGCAAGCUGCAGAUGAAAGAGAGAAUGGGAAGAGGUGUCAUUUCCCCAGUUCCCCCUUCCCUUUGGUUUCUUCCCUGCUUCCAGUUGCUGACUCUUCCACACGAGCAGAUUCGCCUAGCCAUGGCUUGGUCACCAGUUCUAGGUGUAGCCCUCCACCAUCCAGGCUCCCUAGACCACAAGCUUCCAGGCCUGCAGUCCGCAAGAUGAGUGUGGCAACACAAUGUGAUCCCGAAGAGAUCAUCAUCCUCUCAGACUCUGACUAGCUGUCUGGCUUUCCCUGCCCUCACUUCCCACGGUUUUGAUUUUUUGGGGGGAGGGGGAAGCUGAGCUGUACCCUUUUUGUUGGUGUUUUGAAAAUAAUAAAAACUUUAAAGGUUUAUAAAAAUGAAACUAAAUAAAAGUUCUUUUCUUACGGUAA
Antechinus flavipes (yellow-footed antechinus) is the source of this 2804-nucleotide messenger RNA. It is a transcript of the gene DAXX, whose product is annotated as death domain associated protein. The record is from RefSeq and is a predicted model, not a curated record. Gene Ontology annotation, molecular function: histone binding. Bases 451 to 2649 code for a protein of 732 amino acids. The transcript has 8 exons. Lineage: Eukaryota; Metazoa; Chordata; Mammalia; Dasyuromorphia; Dasyuridae.